UUGAAGGCGCCUUUUGGUGCUGCAUGUCAACAAGCGCACGUACCUGCAUGUAUUUCAAAACCAAAACAUCCCUCUUUCGUUUGCAUCUAUUUUGUUCCAAGAUUCCUAAACGCGUUUAAAAGACGACAUGGCUCCGUUAGGCUUCAUGGCUGCGAGUGUGGGUCUGUGGGCGAAGUCCUUCAGCGUCUUCUCGUGCACAAGCUCCCUGACGAGAGUUCUCUCAGCAACGUAUAACACCACUGUCAGAUGCCUGGCAACACAGACUGACGGCCCCCCAAAGAGGCCUCUGAAUGGAUACAUGAGGUAUUUCCUGCAGCAGCAUCCCAUCGUGACCAAACAGAACCCAGAUAUCAGAGCGGUGGACAUCACCCGGAAGAUCGCUAAUCAGUGGAGGGCGCUGAGUCCAGAUCAUAAGCGGCCUCUGGUGGAAGCCUAUAAAAGAGAGAAGGAGCAGUUCAAUCUGGAUCUUCAGAGAUAUAAAGCCCAGUUGACUCCAGGUCAGAUCCAGCUGGAAGCCCAGGAGAAGAAGGAGAGGAGGGCGAAAAGGAAGGCCAUUCGGAAGAAGAGGGAGUUAACCAACCUGGGCAAACCUAAACGACCUCGCAGCGCCUUCAACAUCUUCAUGUCGGAGCACUUUGUGGAGGCCAGAGGAGCCACCACACAGGCAAAGAUGAAGUCUCUGCUGGACGACUGGAGGAGUCUUUUCAGCAAUCAAAAGCAGGUCUACACACAGCUGGCUGAGGACGACAAGAUCCGGUACAAGAACGAGAUGAAGUCAUGGGAGGACCACAUGGCGGAUAUCGGACGGGCGGACCUGAUCAGACACCAGACGUUGGCCACCAAGAAGAAAAAGACUCCGGCCGAAAGUGCCAAGCCAAAGAAGACGAAGGCCGCCAAAGGGGCCAAAGCCAGUAGGAAGACCACAAAAAAGACUGUCAGAACUGGCAAGAAAAGCUCUGACUUAUUCAUCCGCUAGAACAGGAAGUGGAAACUACCUGAGAAGCAUUAGUUUGGACACACUUGAACGUAAAACUUGCUCAUACUCUAGAAAAGAGUCGGGUGCAUAGUAAAGGUCUCUUUCAUGUCCCAAACCUCAAAAAGUUGAAAUGAAAGAAAAGAAACAAAGCAGCACUUGUGCUCAUUGGACCUGGCAAUGUUAUUGAAUAAAUUAGAAUUAUGAUUGGAAAGAAAAUAAGGGAGGUGCAUAUGGUGGAAACCAGAGCGAGUUAAGUAUGGUCAGAAAAUUUCCCCAGGACAUUCAGUGGUUUUCAUUUUUCAUGAUUGUAUCAUGAAUUGUUUCCCUCCUCUCUCCAUGAUAGUCUGAUGUUCCCUUGUUGUCUGGAGUUUUUCUUUCCGUUAACUGCUGUACAUACUUCAUCCACUGUCCGAAAACAUGAAGGCAAAGAUGACUGCGAACCCUGAAAUCAUCAUGUGAGUCUCAAAAGCUAUGUUCACACCUGAGUUUUUUUUGUAUCGUUUAUAUCUACUCAUUAAACGUCCUCAUGUGUUUGUAUCAAGAGAUGUAGACUCAUGAAUACUUGAUAAAGCUUGAAAACUAUAUAAAGCUUGAAGCUGUUUUUGAUCGUGAUGGGUAGAUGAGGUAUCAUGAAACAGUAUUGCUGAGUUGAUGCAACAGUGUCCUCAUUUUCUGAGGCCACUAGAUGGUGCUCUUGGUUUAGAAAUAAUGUGAGGUUUAACUGAAUUAGUUGUUCAAGUCCAAACAUGUUACAGUGGACAGUGCCAUCUGGUGAAAACCUUUGAAAAUUGUUUUAUGAAACCUCAUCAACCCAUCAUUAAUAUUUGAAGUUUUUUAACUGAGGAUCAAGGAAACUUAAAUAUUUUAGGAUUUUCUUUUUUCAUAAAAAAAGACAAAUAUUGGUAAUAAACAUUUAUUAAGUUGGUAAUAGCAAAUAUCACAAAAAGAGACUAUUUGUAUAAAAAAAGUGAAAUAAGAGCAACAAACAAGUUUGACAACAAGGUGUGUAGAAAUGCAAGUGACAACUGUGAUAAUUUCAUGAAUAUUGGAACUAAGAGUCAAUGAAAAUUAACUGUGACUAUUUAAUAUAACACUGGACGAGUUUCAGCCAAAUUUUUACAGAUAUUAAAAUGGUGCAACGCAAUGAUGGAGGCGUGGAUUUUGGUUGACCUCUACCAAACCAGCUCUCGCAGAUGCCGUGCAAGUAGCCAUCCAGGACUGGACCAGAACUCCUGGUGUGUGUGUGUGUUAUCAGGACAUCUGCUGCUGAGUCACUGUCUGAGCCAACAAAGCUUGGAAGUCAGGAGACAGCACCAGUUUAUGUUGCACGUUUCCCAAAACCAUCAAGUCCCCAGUCUUUCCUUCGGAGAGUUGGACCGACACCAGUUGCUACGGAGACAGAACCCAAAUAGUGAACGACAAUGAUGCCUAAUAACCACACACACACCACUGAAUACCUGCAGGAAGGAGAAGGCGGCUCCCUCUGUGACAUCCAGGAUGAUGUCGCCCAGUUUCAGUUCCACCUUUCCGGACCUCCUGAUCUGGAGUUUACCCAGAAGUCCCUCCGUGAACUCUGACAUCGCCAGACUUCGCUCUUUCAGGCUGGACAGCUGGACACACCCAGUGAGAUGCAGUACAUUCAAGAAGAGUGUGAACACAAGCGUUGGGUAGAUGAGGUAUCAUGAAACAGUAGUGCAGGGUUAAUG
Molecule: messenger RNA, 2682 nt
Organism: Synchiropus splendidus (mandarinfish)
Lineage: Eukaryota; Metazoa; Chordata; Actinopteri; Syngnathiformes; Callionymidae
Gene: tfam
Product: transcription factor A, mitochondrial
Exons: 7
Coding region: 128-976 (282 amino acids)
Molecular function (GO): transcription cis-regulatory region binding
Source: RefSeq, a predicted model, not a curated record